Fusarium oxysporum Fo47 is the source of this 623-nucleotide messenger RNA. RefSeq lists its product as uncharacterized. The transcript is spliced from 2 exons. The coding region runs from base 73 to 576 and encodes 167 amino acids. NCBI's taxonomy places the organism in Eukaryota, Fungi, Ascomycota, Sordariomycetes, Hypocreales, Nectriaceae. The record is from RefSeq and is a predicted model, not a curated record.
AUCAACUCAACGUGGUGUCGCCAUUAUAGUCAAUUUGAUACAUCACUAGACCCUCGCCUUUAAUCAAAGACUAUGGAUUCUUUGCGGUUGUCUCAAUAUGACAUUCAGGCUGCGCGAGCCAACUUCACCUUGUAUGGGAACCAUGAUGACGAACACUUCCUAAGAUGUUGGAAGCAUCAAACAUGCAAAGGUUGUCUUGCAGCUUCACAAUGUGGCUGGUGUCCUUUUACAUGGUCAUGUGUACCGAAUACUAGCAACAUCCCGUUGCUCGCACCAGCUUACAACGAGAAUGUCUGUCCACACUGGGCCGAACGUUGGGAGUUACGGACAAAGCCGCUCGGGUGCCAGGUUUCGUCAAUCACGAGUCUCACUGCCAUUGUCACCAUUAUAUCAACACUGGUCUUUGUUUCGCUCAUGGUCGGCCUUGUGAGAGCUAUCCGGUGGUUCUGGCAGUACCACAAGAAGCAUUCUGGUUGGUGGCGGCUACGGAAUCAACGUUGGGCAAGGACGUGGUUCCGAGCUGGAGAACUUGAACCCCUACUACCAGGAAGCUGGCCGGAUAAUGGAGGUCCCUAGGAUAAAAUCUCGAGGACCGACCCAUGACUACGAGGUUUAAAGGAGUC